Molecule: messenger RNA, 3651 nt
Organism: Saccostrea cuccullata (small rock oyster)
Lineage: Eukaryota; Metazoa; Mollusca; Bivalvia; Ostreida; Ostreidae
Product: glutaminyl-peptide cyclotransferase-like
Exons: 7
Coding region: 8-997 (329 amino acids)
Molecular function (GO): zinc ion binding; glutaminyl-peptide cyclotransferase activity
Source: RefSeq, a predicted model, not a curated record
GAAUCAAAUGUCUAAUGUCUAUUUACAGGACAGGGCACGGUCAGCUAAGUGGAUAUCAGGGAGAGCUCUGAAGGCUAUAGUGGAGGAGUACGCAGAUCUGAAUGCCUUCAAGGAACUCAUCAAACCCAUUCUUAUCCCCAGAAUGCCAGACACUGAGGGCAGCACUAUAGUCAGAAAUUAUCUAGUCAGUAAGCUUAGGGCCCUGAACUGGCAUGUGGAAGAAGAUGUGUUUCAAGAUUCCACCCCAUACGGCAUCAAAACGUUCACCAACAUCAUAGCAACCCAGGACCCAAGGAAACCAAAGAAAAUGGUACUGGCUGCCCACUAUGAUUCUAAAAACAUCACAGACAGACAUGGAAAUGCUUUCAUUGGAGCCAUCGACUCGGCAGUGCCCUGUGGCAUACUUCUGGAUUUGGCGAUCCAGCUGAACUGUCUGUUUGAGAAGGCCCAAGGAGAAAGGGCCCGAGACAUCACCCCCCAGAUUGUGUUCUUUGAUGGAGAGGAGGCCUACAAGGAUUGGACUGCCACAGAUUCUAUUUAUGGAGCCAGGCACCUGGCCAACAAAUGGGAAGCCGAAAAUGUUUUACCAAACGUGGAGAUUUUUGUUUUGUUGGAUUUGAUUGGAACCAGUGAUGUACAGUUUCACAACUUUUUCCCACAAACUUCAAAUGCCUUUGAACUCUUAUCAAAAAAAGAACAACAUCUUAAAAAGGAUAGACUCCUUCACGAUAACAACAGAUUUCUGUUUAAUACUCACCAAUUAUUUGGCGGGGGCAUAGAAGAUGAUCACAUUCCAUUUUUACACAAAGGGGUACCCAUUCUCCAUUUAAUAUCGGCACCAUUCCCGCGAGUGUGGCACAGAAUGACAGAUGAUGCAGCCCACAUAGACUAUCAUACGACAGAUGAUUUCAAUAGAAUAUUCCGGGUCUUCGUAGCCAGCUAUUUACACCUAGAUGCCUUACACAAUCAGUGCAGAAAGAAAAAUGAGGAGUUGUAAGGUAACUAGACAUACAGUACUGUAGCUUGUUUGGGUGAUUGGACUCCGCCUUGUCUUAUACAGGACUGAUACAGAUAUCUAUAAACGGGAAAAAAAGACACACCAUAUCAGAAUUUAUACCAUGGUGCCCUGAUGCUAGACAGGUCGUACUUUGCAAUACAAACACUAGGAUAUAGUAUUUUAUUUUGAUAUUAAAAUUCUUGGUCUUUGACAAGCGAUCGUAUAACAAGCACUUGUUCUGGCACACAAACUGUAUCUGUCUACUCUUUCUACUAUUUUGGAAUGACUCCUUGUUUGUUUUUAUAAUCUUUUGAUUAUUUCGUACUUUGUCAACAGCUAUCCUCCCAAAACAAGGUCUUAUCUAGUCUGUAUUACAUGCAGCAUUUUGUUUAUAUGCUAUAUAGCAUGCCUGUAGAGUAACGAUUCAUCUUUAAAAAAAAGUACAUGAAUUAAUGAACGCAUUAAAAGUUGCAUCAGGCCUUAUUGUUAUAUAAUAUGCAUGUUGGGUUUUUGAACUACCAUAAUUUAUAUGUGUUUUGACUGGAAUUGUUAGUAACUAUAAUAUAUCAUAACACUAUAUUAUUUGAGCACCCUGUCUGGCCAAAUACUAACAAAAGAGCUGGUUGCAUGAGUUUUUAGUUUAAUUACAAGCACUGGUUUAUUAUUAAAGCGUGAUCUUUCUCUUUUGACGCAUGCAGAUGUAAAAUCCUUUCUAAAAAAAUGUAUUUCAAAUACAAUGGGUGUAUGGGUAACUUUUUUCACAAUUUUUAUUUCGUAAUUGAAUGGGUGUGGCAAAUCAUCUUGUUGAGAAAAAAAUCAUUAUUUCGUUUUUAAAAAUGUAUCUACAGUUUAAAGUAAAAUUCAUCGAUCAAUGAAAAUAAAAUAUACACAUAUUUGAAAUACAUAGUUUCAUGAAUUAAUUUUCAUCUUUGUUUCAGCAAUGUGCAUAUAAUACAGUAAUUGUCAGUGGUGUUUUUCUAAAUCAGGGUUCUAUUUUCUCCAAUGUCCUGUUUUACGAUGGUUUUAUAAUGCAUAGCUGUACAAAGGAGAUGGUAAAAUAUGUACAUCAAUUAGGUCAUGCCAGGUGGUGGAUGAGACAUGAAUGUCAUUUUCCCUGACAGAAUCUCAUGGCUGUUUAUUAUUAUUCAAUCAUGGUUACUUACAUUUUGUCUCAGUUCAGUGUGCUCUUUCAUCAUUCCGCUGCAUUUCAUUUCUGAUAUUGUUCUCAGCAUUUCUGUGACAUUUUAUUUUCAUUUUUUUGUCAUUACAGUACUUUAGUACUUUUCCAGCAAUUAAAUUAAAUUUCAAAUUUAUUUCAAAACCUAAUUAUUUCAAAACAUUUCAAUAUACAUGUAUAUACAGACAACACUUUGUUUUGCAUGAUUUUAAAUGUCAACUAUUAUAUUUCUUAAACUUAUACAUGGCUAAAUUUUUUCACAUGUAUCUGCCAAACAGCAUAUCAUCAAUAACACAGGUUAUAACAUUACCUAAUAGAGUUAUUUCUUUAGAGGUGGUAUAUAUGCUUGCAUUAUAUGUCUGUCAGAGGAACAGUUAUAUAUGUUCCAGAUGUGUGGUAUGAUGUUGUUCAGCUUUUCACUAAAAGAAAAAAAGACAUAUAUAUAAACUGUUCUACACUUUAAAUUCUAUUUUCUGUUUAUUCCUCUGUGGGUAGCAGAUUGUUCAAAUCAUGGCUACCACAGGAAGCUGGGUUUCUUCAUUUCAAUCUUCAAUUCAAAAUCACUUCUGAAAAAUCUAUAAUGCUGGAAAAGGAAAUUUCAAAAAUGCCAGAAAUAAAAUGCAGUGACCAUUCUUGACCUUUGUGUGUUUUUGACACUUGAUUUAGGAAUAUUACCGAGGGAUUUUUGUUGUUUUUUUUUUAACUUGAUAGUCUUUCACUUUAUUAAUUGAUAAUCGCAUCAUUUUGCAUUUCACUGGUUAUUUGUUCAUUGGAUUUGCAUUUCUGAUACAUAUUUUAUACAUAAUGAAUUAAACAAAUACCUCAUUUUGUUGCGUGCAAUUGAUUCAGGUGCCUGAUUUCAGAGAAAAAAAUUUAAAGUUGAAGUAAUGCCUGUCAGUAAAAUUUUGUUUUGUGAGUCACAUUUAGAUAUGUAAUUCAGUGAUCAUGCAGAUGCAUGGUUAUAAAAAUUGUCUGUACAUUACAAAAAUAUACAUGUAUCUAAGCAACUUUAUUUUUCUUAGGUUUAUGUUCUGUUCUAUGAGAGAGGUUAAAAAUUCUGUUUAAGAUAUUGAUAAUUUGACUGCAGUAUCCAAAAAUAUGUACAAUACAGUACAAAAGUUAUAGUAAUUUAGGCUUAGCCGAAAACUCAGCAAUGAUUGUAAUGUGCUGUUUGUGGAAAAAAAAUGAAAUGUCUCAUUGUUUUUAUAUAUGUUGCAAGCUUGCAAUAAUGUUCUCAUAAAUUGCAACAUAUUAUAUCAAUACAAGUAGUAAAGCCUGGCCUUUCACUUAUAACAUCUAUCAGUAUUCACACAUGCUGUUCAUGAUCAUCAUUACAGGUUGAAGUACAUGUGAAUGCUAUAGCAUGCAAAAUUUAAAAUUGUUAACUUGACAGAUUUGAUUUAAAUUGUUUGAUAUUACAUGUUUUAUUAUUUGUAAAAACAAUGUCCAUUUGUGAAUAAAUUAUUUUGAAGACGAA